This is a messenger RNA of Trichobilharzia regenti, 2397 nucleotides long. The record is from the annotation of a GenBank genome assembly. NCBI's taxonomy places the organism in Eukaryota, Metazoa, Platyhelminthes, Trematoda, Strigeidida, Schistosomatidae.
AAAUAUGUAGGAGAAAGUGGAGAUAGAUCGGGUAUACAUUGAGGAAGCCACCGAAUGACAUCGCGCGCCAAGCCCUUGCUCGAGUGGAAUCCCAAUGCGAAGCAACGAGUGGGUCGUCAGUGCAAACGUGACAUGGAGGAGAUCGUGUGAGGAAGAGAUGAGAGAGUUUGGUCAAUCGUAGACCCAGCUGAAAAGGACGGAAGAAAACAGAACAGAGUGGAGAUGUGUUGCUGAAGCCCCAUGUUCCACUCGGAACGCAAGGGGAUUAUUAUUAUUAUUAUAAAUCUAUUAGCAGUGCAUAGCAAAAGGUCAGCAAAAAAACACAGUCGUUGUGUCUUUCAUUCAUCGGGAAAUACAAAAUCUUUUUUUUCAAUAAUGAACUAACACUUUAAGCUAAUUAUAUAUAAAAAAGUCAUUGCCAAAUGAGGUGAAAGUUCCACUAAAACUACUCCAGAUCAGUAAAAUAAAAAUUCUCACUAAAUGUAACAAUCAAAUGAAGUGUGAUCAUAUCUCUGAUAUCAUGAAAGACUGUAUUUUUUCUUUUGUGAUCUUAGCCAUAUAUGUUACAAAAUAAAUAACCUUUCCCCUUGUAAUCUAUUAUUAUGUUUAUUGUAUAAAAAAAUGAAUACACUCUGAUCUGAUGACAAGUUUAUUGUCCCAACCGGACUAUUAUUAUUAUUAUUACUAUUAUUAGCGUGUUCUGCGGGUAGAAAGUGUGUUAUACCAAUUUAUUUUGAGUACUAUUAUCUGAAGUGUAUGACUUUUAACCUGAAACUUUUUUUUGAUUGGUUCAUAUUUUUUGUAUGAGAUUUUAAUGUGAACGGGUGACAACUUUUUUUACGUGAAUUACUCGUGUUUAUGCUGAUUGGACAAAAUAAUUAAGACACGGGGUUGAUUUAACCAAAAGAAUGCGACUACCAAUAUAUAUGUAUAUAAAUGGAUAUGAGCCUCUGUGUGAUCACUUGCCAAAAAGAUUAUCAGCUAUUCACUUACAAACAGACAGAAAAAAAGAAAAUGAAUCACAAUAUUUAUAAAACAGCUGAUCAAUCUAUUAUAAAUCCAUGUCAAACAUCAACACCUAUAACAUGUGAUAAAUCUAAAGGGAAAAGACGUGGUCGACGAUCUACUAUACCACCAGAAUAUCGGGAACAAACACGAAGAAUUAAAAAACAGAAUCUAGAACGCCGCAGAAGAGCUUGUAUAUCAGAUAAAAUGAAUGCGUUGCAUAAUUUAGCUAUGGAUUUAAUUGGUGAAGAUCCAACACAACAUCAGAAAAUUGAAAAAACUGAUAUCCUUAAUAUUUGUCAUAAUGUCUUUGCAAAUGUUGUCGCCAUUGUAAAUGAACAACCAGAUAUACGUGAACGUGUAAAUCAAUUACGCAAUGAAUUCCAUGAUAAGCUGAAUUCAAAUCAAUCCAAUUCAUCCAAAGAUAAAGAUAGUAAUAUCAAUAAUAAUGAUAGUAAUGAAAAAAAGAAUUCAACCGAUUUAAUUCCUUUCACAUAUCCUAUGGAUACUCGUUUACAUAAUCAGCAUUAUAAUGAUAAACACAGGAGUGUAAUGAGAUCACUUAAUUCUAAUGACAUCGGUUCUCUACAAUUAACCAGUCAUCAAAAUGCCCAAAACUUCAGUGGAAAAUAUCAUCCAAUCAUUAAUACACCAGUCGCUUCAACAGAUAGAUCAAAUAAUUCACUACUACUAAUCACUCCGUGCUCUCAAUCUGUAGAUAGUGGUAUUGAAGAUAUUGAGAAUACACCUAUCAGUAUUUCAUCUUCAUUACAAUCAAUAGAUUGCGUAAUUGGAAUACAACAAAAGAAAAUACCAAGGCAUGAUUAUUAUCAUCAUUCUUAUUCUUAUUCUUAUGAUCCUGAUCAAUCAAAUGAAGUUGAAGUUAAUGAACAAGUAAUUGACUUAUCAUUUAAAAAACAAAAGCAAAUAAUGAAUACGCAUCAAUUCCAGUCGACUAAUACACAGAAUGUUUGGAGACCGUAUUUAGACUGAAGCGAAUUCUGUAGAAGUUUUUCUUUUCCCACUUUCCUUUCAGAUAAUGAAACAAACAAGAGAAUAGUUAAGAGAACUUAAUGUAUCGACUUUACAAAAUCAGAUUCAAUCAAUAUUUCAACUUCUUUCUUUCUUUUUUUCUUUUUUGUUUGGUUAUUAAUUUCAUUUUUGUACCACUAACUUAGCCACAUUUUUAUUCCUUAGAAAGAGAUAAAAAAGGAUGUAACUGGUGAAACUUAUUUUAAUAAAAAUAAACUCAAACAUAGAGUCAUAGUUUUUUCUUCUUUUUUGAUUUUUGAGAAAGAAAUGUUUCCGAAUGGGAGGAAAAAAGCGAUUGGUUCCCAAAAUAAUUCAAGUUAUAUGACGGUAGUUUCUCAAUAAUGCAGGAGAGAGAGAGAG